GACGCAAGCACAAACUGUUGGCAGCCAGGGUGGAAAUACCUGCUACUCCAUUCUUACAGGAAGGGGUAGUUUUAUGUUAAUCACCCCUAGAAGCAGCCUUCUGGGAUCCCGCUGAUCCCCCUGCGCGCUCCCAGGUUGGUGGGGAGGCGGUGGCUCGGUGCCAGUGGGGGUAGCAUGUUGGGGAGGCUGUUGGGGUGCAGCCCCAGGCUGUGGCGGCAGGUGGCUCGGCCAGUCCCACACCCUGCCAGACCCAUUGGUGACAAAGUGAAGGGCGCUCAGGAUGCAGCUUUGCCGACAGCUAAUCCAGGUUACGAAACUUUCAAGAAUGACAGAAGGCCUACAAAUUUUGAUAAAAAGGUGUUAGUAUGGGCAGGACGCUUUAAAAAGGAGGAGGACAUUCCCAAGCUUAUAUCGUCUGAGGUCCUUGAUGCAGCGAGAAGCAGUGUCAGGAUAAAGGUUUGCUACAUCAUGAUUGUGCUGACCGUGCUGGGCUGUUUGGCCAUGGUAAUCACAGGCAAAGAAGCUGCUAAAAGGGAUCACACACUGCUGCGGAUGAACAUAGAAAAGAAAGCCAAAUGGAAGGCUGAAGUGGGGAAAGAUGAGGAGGCAGUUGUUGGGAAGCUGCAAUGAUUUGGAAGAGAUUUAUUUUAACAGUAGGAAAUAAGUGAUUUGCACAUGUGGCGUAUGUACCUGUCUCCACUUAACUCUUAGGAGCUUUUUUACUGAAACUCUCAGUGCAAAGAUUUCACUGCUUAAAAAUUGUUCCAUACAAACAGGGAAACUGAAAUACAUUUGGCAAGCACAAAAAGGCCAAUUAUCCAGAGUCCUGCUGCCAUCACUGUCCCCUCUCCCUCCCCACCUCCUUGCAGGGUCCCGCGGCCAAGGGGAGAGCGGGGACAUGAGCAUGCAGAGGGGCUGGGAAGAUGGAGGGGUGUGAGCAGACCCUGAUGAUGGAUUUGGGCCAAAAGGGGCUUUGGGCCAGAGGAGAUGGCAGUGAUGUGAUGUGAUGUGACAGCUUGGACAUGUGGAGGGGUUUGGUUGCUGUGGGGCAACCUGGGGAACAACGAACCUGUCCUGAAGGCACCUCUUGUCCUGUUGCACCUCUGAUUUUCCAUCUUCUGCUUCCAGUCAUUGUUAUGAAAGUUCUCUAGCACUUGCUUAGUUGUGAUUUUAGUCAGGAGUAUUUGUUAAUACAUGGUUUGCUAAAACUGAAUUCUUCUUAAUCAUCAUAGUUCAUUAAUUCAUAAUAAAACAGCUGUCCAAUUACAUCUGAAACAAA
Molecule: messenger RNA, 1279 nt
Organism: Columba livia (rock pigeon)
Lineage: Eukaryota; Metazoa; Chordata; Aves; Columbiformes; Columbidae
Product: protein FAM162B
Exons: 4
Coding region: 175-630 (151 amino acids)
Biological process (GO): neuron apoptotic process; positive regulation of release of cytochrome c from mitochondria; cellular response to hypoxia
Cellular component (GO): mitochondrion
Source: RefSeq, a predicted model, not a curated record